AUGGCACCAAGAACAAGAAGUAGCGCGAAGAAUCUUUUAGAAGCGACAAGCUGCUCCAACUCAGAAAAAGACAUCAAAAACAAGACUGGAAGAAAUUCGAUUGUGGAUCAUGACAGCUCAAAAAACUGCAGAUCAAAACGUCUUCGCACCCAACUUCAUGAAACAGUUGAAGGAGAUAUACAACCUGUUGAUGGCACCAGUCUUAAUAAAAAACUAGUUGACUCGCAGACAACAGACGAUGAAAUUGUGUUGAGUGAUUCGGAUGACAUCAGCAGUAGCAGCGCUGAAGACAGUGAUGACGACUACGAAAAAGAGAUCAGCAAAAAAUGUUCAACGAAAAGUGAAGAUUCUGACUGUUCGACAGACCGUGAGCAAGAUGAUGAACGUAGAGUCAAACGGAUUCAGCAGAAAAUCGAUAGAGAAGAGAAGAAAAAACGUCUCGUGAAAUAUGAGAAAAAGCACUUAGAUGGUGUUAUCUCAGAUGAUGACGAGAUUGAAUGUGCGUUUGAAUCUUCUAAUAUUCCUAAGCAACGAAAGAGACGGCUCUACCGGAGAAGAAUGCUGAGAGAAACAGGAGUUACCAAAAGACGUCGAAUAAAGCGACUCGACAUGGACAUCACUAACGAUUACACUUGCGAUACUUUUGUGGAGUUUGGUCUAACUUUAGAAGAACUUACAACUGAUAUCGACUGCAACGAUCUUCAGAUUAAUCAUAAAGCAGCGAGAAAGAUGUUCAAAGAAGAGGGUUCUGAUGAUGAUGGCUUCUCAGAUAAUGAUAAUUCGGAAGAAGAUGACGCUGAUAUGGUUUCUGGCAAUUUAUUGGCAUUUCAAAAGCGGAACUGUAAAGAAAGAGUUUCUCAAAUCAUCCAACUGAGUGUUGCUCCAUUUUCGGAAAAACUAGCAUGCUACAAUUCACUAAAGGCGGUGCACGGUUCCAGUCGAUCUUCUAUCCAAAAUUACCAUCCCAGUUUUCUCAUAAAGCAAGACAUAAAGCUUCCUGAAGAGCUUUUAUGGGAACAGCCUCUCACGCAUCUCUUAUAUCUCCCAACUAAGUUCGAUACACACAAAAAAUGCAACGAUUUUCUGGAUAAGGCAUACGAAACAAAGAAGAAAGAAACGGAAUCGAAACUACUAGAAGGUAUUAGAAGCAUAAUCAACAAGAAGGCCGCUGAAAACCAACUCAAGCUUGAAUAUAAUCCUAUUAGGAUUGAGGAAGCUAAUGAGAUACAAAUACUGAAUCAGGACCCGAAUAACUUCUACGCUACUGAUAAGCCGUGCUUUGAAGACCAAGGAUAUAUACUGGAAGACGAUUAUCCUGAUUGCUCUAUGGACGGUUUUUGA
This is a messenger RNA of Caenorhabditis remanei, 1341 nucleotides long. RefSeq lists its product as uncharacterized. Bases 1 to 1341 code for a protein of 446 amino acids. NCBI's taxonomy places the organism in Eukaryota, Metazoa, Nematoda, Chromadorea, Rhabditida, Rhabditidae. The transcript has 6 exons. The record is from RefSeq and is a predicted model, not a curated record.